Messenger RNA from Stylophora pistillata, 1579 nucleotides. Its product is annotated as chymotrypsinogen A. The record is from RefSeq and is a predicted model, not a curated record. Lineage: Eukaryota; Metazoa; Cnidaria; Anthozoa; Scleractinia; Pocilloporidae. Gene Ontology annotation, biological process: proteolysis. Gene Ontology annotation, molecular function: serine-type endopeptidase activity.
AAAGAUACAUCAAUACAGUUUGCAGCCGGGAAACAUGACAAAAUUAAAAAAUUAGACGCAUUUCAUUUUUCAGAUAUGAACUAUUGUCAAUCUUCGCUUUGCUUCGCCAAUCAAUUCAAUUCUCCUUGCUUCAGUCUUAAAUCCAUAACCUUUAGAAUUCUGAAAGCUACUUGAGUUCAUACAAACUACUAGGUUACACCAAAGCAUAGACCAGGAGCAUAUCAAGAUAGACAUGUUUAAAAAAACACUUAACACUGAUUUUUACGGGGCCUUGACCGAAUCUCUAAAUUUAAGUCAGAGCAUUUUCCAACAGGACUUCGCUUAGUAAAGUUAAACGCUCAUUUUGUCUCUUUUCAGAAAGUGAGUACACUUUUGGAAAUCCGAGUAUUUUCUAGUAUAUUUGCUUUUAAUCUGCAGUCCUUAAAUACUUAUCUCGAUGGAGAAGGAACGCAAAAGAUGGUUACUAGUUCUUUUUUUUUCAUCCACCUGUAGAUACCUGGGGUUAGACGUUAGGAAAAAACAUUUUCUGCUUAAUAGAUUACCGCAUUCUCUUAUUUUUGGAGCUCCACUGGCACACUGUGCGCGCUGGGGCUCCGGUAUCAUAUUGUAUUCAUUCUUUCCAGCUCCAGAGAAUAACUCAUCAUCGUCACCAUUUUUAACAUUACCGGCAUGCGGUUUCCGCCCUACUAAAUCCCUCGUGAUUGGUGGUCUAAACGCCACGCCCAACUCAUGGCCGUGGAUUAUUUCACUCCAAAAAAGUGGAGCUCAUCAUUGUGGUGGUUCAUUGAUUAGAAUCAACUGGGUUCUUACUGCCGCUCACUGCCUAUUUGAACGGACGCCAAGUCUGUACAAGGUUGUUGUUGGUGCACAUUCCUUGUCCGGUUCGACGCCUGUUCAAGAAACAUUCAGAGUCAAAAGGGUUAUAAUGCAUCCUAAGUUUAGCUUUGACACAGGAAAAAAUGACAUCGCACUUUUGGAGUUAGAUGGCAAUGUCACACGGAGCCUUAGGGUAAAUCUGGUCUGCUUGCCACAACAAGGGUCUAGAAUUCCACCAGGAACACGAUGUACUAUCGCUGGCUGGGGAUUCAUCCGUGCAUUUGGACCUGGGGCCGACAUCCUCCAGCAAGCCGAACUGGCUGUUGCUAGUCACAGUGACUGCGUAAAACGCAACAGUGCCUUUCCUGUGACAUUUCCUGUAGAUAAGAGGUCGAUGUUGUGCGCUGGAGGUCAAGGAGACAUUGGUAUUUGCUCGGGGGACAGUGGCGGACCUUUUUCUUGUCUUGAAGGAACCCGUUGGGUCUUGAGAGGGGUCAUGAGUUGGAGGCCCGCUCAGUGCCAAACCGAUUCCUACUCGGUGUUUGCCCGGGUCAGCAGUUUCAUUAAUUGGAUCAACCAAAAUAUAUCAGGGUGAUGCCAUUCCACCAAUUUUCAGUCAAUGUAGUUUCCUUAAGAGCAGUUAAAAUGGGUCAAGUCAAGGAGACUAGGAACCAUUCUAUAGAAAUUAAGCGCAAUAACAAUGUCAAUUUAGCCGGAUAGGAUAAUGAAGUUUUAGUUGAAUAAAGAUAUUUUUUAAGUAAAA